This is a messenger RNA of Microsporum canis CBS 113480, 816 nucleotides long. RefSeq lists its product as hypothetical. Gene Ontology annotation, molecular function: FMN binding. NCBI's taxonomy places the organism in Eukaryota, Fungi, Ascomycota, Eurotiomycetes, Onygenales, Arthrodermataceae. The record is from RefSeq and is a predicted model, not a curated record. The coding region runs from base 1 to 816 and encodes 271 amino acids. The transcript is spliced from 2 exons.
AUGGCUAGGACCGCACCGUGGCGUUCACUGUUCGAGGAACAUGUCCAAGUUACGGGCAGUCCACUGUUAUCACUUGCAACUGUGUCUCUGAGCCCAGACGGUAACGCAGUCCCACGGGUCAGGACCUGUGUUCUGCGUGGCUUUUUCGCUGACCUGCAACUACAUCCAAAUGCGAGGCGUGACAUGGAGUCAGCUUCAGGUUCAGCCCGAGAGAAAGAUGACGGAGAUACCUCCUAUCUAAACCCGAGAAAAUAUGAGAGUGACAUGUUGACAAUCACGACUGAUGCUCGAUCCGAGAAAGUCAGACAUAUCCUGGCCAGUGCUGGCGGCGAAGUCAGCGGACCGGUGGAGUGCCUCUUUUGGUCACCUAAGGCUUUUGCACAGUGGAGGAUAAAAGGGAAGGCAUACGUCGUUGGCGGAGAUAACUCGGAUCCCGUUGAAUUGAAGGCUAGACAGGAGAUUGAAAAAUCAAUGCGGUUCCGUGGUGAGGGUUCAGACAAGCCAUGGAGCUGGGAGACGGAGAUAACCACUCAUUUUGCCAAUCUUUCUCCUGGCAUGAGAGGAACCUUUACACAAGAUCUUCCUGGAGCACCAAAGUCGGGACCUGCACCGGUUCUAAGGGAUGGAGGAGAAGGGCUUAGCGCCUUGAACAAUCCCGUGGCGAGGAAGAACUUCAGGGUUGUGGUUAUCAAGCCUGAGGAAGUUGAAUACAUCCAUGAUGAGGGGCCAGGGAACAACAGAAAUGAGAGGUUCAGAUGGGAGCUGGUACAGUCUGAUACCUCAUCCACGUGGAAAGGAGAGCAGUUAUGGCCGUGA